Molecule: messenger RNA, 2577 nt
Organism: Ceratotherium simum simum (southern white rhinoceros)
Lineage: Eukaryota; Metazoa; Chordata; Mammalia; Perissodactyla; Rhinocerotidae
Gene: RNF157
Product: ring finger protein 157
Biological process (GO): protein ubiquitination
Cellular component (GO): cytoplasm
Molecular function (GO): ubiquitin protein ligase activity
Source: RefSeq, a predicted model, not a curated record
AGCACGCGGGCGUGGAGGAGGUGGACAUCCCGUCCAAUUCCGUGUACCGCUACCCGCCCAAGUCCGGAAGCUAUUUUGCCAGCCACUUCAUCAUGGGAGGAGAGAAGUUUGACUCCACUCACCCCGAAGGUUACUUGUUCGGAGAGAACAGCGAUCUGAACUUCCUGGGGAACAGACCAGUGGCGUUUCCUUAUGCUGCCCCACCUCCCCAAGAACCAGUGAAGACUCUGAGAAGCCUGAUCAACAUCCGAAAGGACACGCUGAGACUCGUCAAAUGUGCUGAGGAAGUGAAGACCCCUGGAGAAGAGGCCAGCAAAGCUAGAGUCCACUACAACGUAGAGUUCACCUUUGACACGGACGCUCGUGUGGCCAUCACCAUCUAUUAUCAGGCCACUGAAGAGUUCCAGAAUGGUAUUGCCAGCUACGUCCCCAAAGACAACAGCCUACAGUCGGAGACGGUGCACUACAAGCGAGGCGUGUGCCAGCAGUUCUGCCUGCCCUCGCACACUGUGGACCCCUCAGAGUGGGCUGAGGAGGAGCUUGGCUUUGACCUGGACAGAGAAGUUUAUCCGUUAGUGGUCCAUGCUGUGGUCGAUGAAGGAGACGAGUAUUUUGGCCAUUGCCAUGUACUGCUGGGCACUUUUGAAAAGCACACAGAUGGAACCUUCUGUGUCAAGCCCCUCAAACAGAAACAAGUCGUAGAUGGGGUCAGCUACCUCCUUCAGGAGAUCUACGGAAUUGAAAACAAGUACAACACCCAAGAUUCGAAGGUGACUGAGGAUGAAGUGAGCGAUAACAGUGCCGAGUGUGUGGUGUGUCUCUCAGAUGUCCGGGACACCUUGAUCCUGCCCUGUCGCCACCUCUGCCUGUGUAACACCUGUGCGGACACUCUGCGCUACCAGGCCAACAACUGCCCCAUCUGCCGACUGCCCUUCCGGGCACUGCUUCAGAUCCGAGCCAUGAGGAAAAAAUUGGGCCCACUGUCCCCAGCCAGCUUUAACCCCAUCAUCUCCUCCCAGACGUCUGACUCGGAAGAGCAUUCAUCCUCAGAGAACAUUCCACCGGGCUAUGAAGUGGUAUCUCUUCUGGAGGCCCUCAACGGGCCCCUCACCCCGUCCCCCGUGGUCCCUCCACUCCACGUGCUUGGAGACGGCCACCUCUCAGGAAUGCUGCCCUCCUAUGGCAGCGAUGGCCACCUGCCCCCUGUCAGGACCCUCUCCCCUCUCGACCGCCUGUCUGACUGCAGCAGCCAAGGACUCAAACUCAAAAAGAGUCUCUCCAAAUCCAUUUCCCAAAAUUCUUCUGUGUUGCAUGAAGAAGAAGAUGAGCGUUCUUGCAGUGAAUCUGAAACACAGCUCUCUCAGAGGCCCUCGGCUCAGCAGCUUGGAGAGGAAUGUGGUGUAACUCCAGAAAGUGAGAAUCUUACCCUGUCGUCGUCAGGAGCUAUUGACCAGUCGUCUUGCACAGGGACGCCUCUCUCUUCCACAAUUUCUUCCCCAGAAGACCCUGCGAGCAGCAGUCUGGCCCAGUCGGUCAUGUCCAUGGUGUCCUCCCAGAGCCAGCACUCCCAGAUAAGCACUGACACCGUCUCCUCCAUGUCCGGCUCCUACAUCGCCCCGGGCACCGAAGAGGAGGGCGAGGCUCUCCCUUCCCCCCAGGCCGCCAGCAGGGCCCCCUCAGAGGAAGGAGAGAUGAUGCCAGCAGCAUCCCCAGACAGCAACUCUGUCAGCCUCGCUGAAGGGCAGGAUGCAGAGGGAAAUGAUGUUGUAGAGGAAGAGGAUGGAUCACCCGCACAAGAAGAUGGCCAGAGGACAUGCGCAUUUCUAGGUAUGGAGUGUGACAAUAACAAUGGCUUUGACAUCGCAAGCGUGAAAGCACUGGACAAUAAGCUGUGCUCUGAGGUCUGCUUACCUGGUUCCUGGCAGGACGAUGACAACAUUGUCAGUCGUCGGAACACACAGCGCCGGCGCUUAUCAUCUGGCAGCCUGGAGGACCCCGAGAGCAGGCCCUGUAUGUGGGGCCCUUUGGCCGUUUGAGGGCCCAGCCUGUGCCAGGGCUCCUCUCCGUCCUCGCAUUCCAUCCUGGCCUCAUUGGACCGCUGGCCUCGUGGGCAUCCUCAGCAAGACACAUGGAGACUUUUUAUACCUAUGUGAGAGCUGGACCUUGAGAUCAAUUGCUCCUUCUCCCAGCCUUGUCUCCUUCUAUACCCUGAUCCUUUCCCUCCCAGAAGGAACUGGAACCCUCCUUGCUCCUUGUGGGCUAAAGCCACUCAAUGAACUGUGGCUCAUGAGACCCUUUGCAAAGACUCUCUGGAAUGUUUCCACCAUAUGUUGGUCUUCAGGUGGAGCCAAGGUCCACAGGCUGGUGGUUUCUUGUGCAUCUUUUUUCUCCUGAGUGGGUAGACCAAGAUGAUUUGGAGUUUUCACGGCUUCAUUGCGAACACCCAUCUGGCAUUUUCAGGUCUCUGGGACAUCAUAACUGAUUUGAAACCUCCAACUUGGGGUGGGGUUGGGGGAUGACUCCUGUGAGAAGGGAAAGCCAUAUUUCACUCUAAGUGGAAUUUCCCUCAAAAAGCAU